AUGCCUAUGAGACUCGCAGCGCUCCCCGAGAUCAUCGCCAUGGUCGGCCACGCAGGCAUCAUCGGCGGCGCCACAGUCGGAGCAUGUGCGCAAUCCGGCAGCUGUCCGGGCUGGCAUAAUAAGCGCAACGUAGACAUGCCAGAGGCGGUAGUCACUGAUAUCCUGCUCGCCAACCGCCAGACCGGCGUCGGUCCCUGCAACGUCCGGCAGUACAAUUUCGACCAGUGCAAGGACUCUCUGCAGGGAAUUACGAUAUCUUCUUCUCUGCCAGCCCCCGGUGAGGCCCGCUUCGACAACGUCCCGGCGACUUGCAUGAAUUUGGCGACGGUCCUCACUGGAGCCUGCGGUGCGGAUGGUCCGGCUGUUCAGCCUUGUGGUUCGGCUUGCCUGCACUACUAUGGAUUGACGAGCAACGAGCUCAAGCAGCUCUCGGCCGCUCUUAAGCCUAUGGCGAAGUAA
Molecule: messenger RNA, 459 nt
Organism: Zasmidium cellare ATCC 36951
Lineage: Eukaryota; Fungi; Ascomycota; Dothideomycetes; Mycosphaerellales; Mycosphaerellaceae
Exons: 2
Coding region: 1-459 (152 amino acids)
Source: RefSeq, a predicted model, not a curated record